GAGCGGCCCGCCCGGCGGCAGGGGCCCGCGGCGGCAGGGCCCUCGCCGCGGGCCCCCCUCCUGGCCAUGGAGGCGGCCGCGGCGGCGGCCUCCGCGGGCGCCGGCUGCGCCGCCGCCGCCAUCAAGGAGGAGGACGAGGAGGCGGAGGCUGCGGCUGCGCAGGCGCAGGACGAGGACGCGCAGGCGCCGGGAGGACGAGGGCGAGGAGGCGCGGGCGCCGGGAGCGGCGGCGCCGCCGCCGCCCUCAAGGAGGAGGCGGAGGCGGCGGAGGCGCCGACGCAGAGCGAGGAGGAGGCCCCGCUGUCGCCGGACCUCGCCGGCUGCCCCGUCGCCGCCCUCCGCAGGGGGUGCUCCGCGCCCUCGCCGGGCUCCGCCGGCCGCGCCGUCGAGGAGCCCGAGCCGUCCCCCGGCUCCGCCGGCCGCGCCGCGGUCCGCCGCCGCCGCCGCCGCAGCGGCGCUGUGCCGGCCCAGGGCGCCGCCGGCAGCGCCGUCGUGGCCGUGGCGCCCGGGGAGGAGGUGGUCGCCGCAGAGGCCGCGGCUGUCAACGUCGCCAUCGCCCCUGCCUGCGCGCCGCCGCGGCGGCCCAAGAAUCCGCGCGAGGUGCAGGUGUGCCUCAACGCGUCUGACCGCGCGCAGGGAGCGGUGCGCUCCAUCACGCCGUGGGACC
Messenger RNA from Prorocentrum cordatum, 667 nucleotides. Lineage: Eukaryota; Dinophyceae; Prorocentrales; Prorocentraceae. The record is from the annotation of a GenBank genome assembly.